This is a messenger RNA of Eutrema salsugineum, 1356 nucleotides long. RefSeq lists its product as uncharacterized. Lineage: Eukaryota; Viridiplantae; Streptophyta; Magnoliopsida; Brassicales; Brassicaceae. Gene Ontology annotation, biological process: cell adhesion; proteolysis. The record is from RefSeq and is a predicted model, not a curated record. Gene Ontology annotation, cellular component: cytoplasm; membrane. Gene Ontology annotation, molecular function: metalloendopeptidase activity.
AUGAGGACGUUUUUGUCGAGUUUGUCUUCCUUGAUUGACUUGAAAUCAGACAAAUAUUUCUCUGGCAAAUUUGAUGGAAAAUCAUUAAUCUCCUUAGCACAGGUUGUCCUGCACAAAGCGAUCUUGUAUGUUGUUGCCGCAAGACAAUCAGAUCCUUGCGUCUACCAUUGUAACACAACCCAACUAUCUGGUUGUAAAUACAACAGAGAGGCUGAAGGUUACUGCCCAAUUCUAAGCUAUAACGGAGACUUGCCACAAUGGGCUCGUUACUUCCCACAGGCUAACAAAGGUGGUCAGUCUUCCUUAGCAGAUUAUUGUACAUAUUUUGUUGCUUAUUCAGAUGGGUCUUGUACGGAUAUCAAUAGAGGGAGUGACUCCAGGUUAUUCCUGGGUGAAGUGAGAGGGAGUGACUCCAGGUGUAUGGCUUCAUCUUUAGUGCAUAAUGGGUUUGUUCGGGGUUCCAUGCCACAGGGUGGUUGUUAUCAGCAUAGAUGUAAAAAUAAUUUGUUGGAGGUUGUUGUGGAGGGAGAAUGAAAAUUCUGCCCUAAAGCAGGUGGACCGAUUCAAUUUUCCGGUUUUAAUGGUGAAUUAAUUUGUCCGGCUUACCAUGAACUCUGCGGUUCACCCGUAGUUUCUGUGCGGGGUCAGUGUCCUAAUUCUUGUAACUUUAAUGGAGAUUGUUUUGAUGGGAAGAGUCGUUGUCUUCUUGGUUAUCAUGGUCAUGACUGUAAAAACUGUUCUUGCCUUAAUAAUUGCAAUGGACAUGGAAAAUGAACAGUUCACCGUGUAUGCUUCUGCGAAAAUGGAUUUACUGGAAUUGACUGUUCCACCGUCGUGUGUGACAAACAAUGCAGCCUACAUGGAGGAGUGUGUGAUAAUGGGGUUUGCAAAUUCCGUUGCUCUGAAUAUGCUGGCUACACAUGUGAAAACAGCUCUAAACUAGUUACGAGUUUAUUAGUGUGCAAGGAUGUGUUGGAGAGAGACUUAUCAGGGCAACAUUGUGCCCCAAGAGAGCCUAGCAUACUCCAGCAGCUUGAGGAAACUGUGGUCAUGCCAAACUACAUGCUGUUUCCGGGUGGGGCUCAGAAGUUAUUUAACAUAUUCGGUAACAAAUAUUGUGAUGAAGCAGCGAAAAGACUAGCUUGUUGGAUAUCAAUCCAAAAGUGUGAUAGUAAUGGAGACGAUAGAUUACGGGUAUGUCAGUCCUACAAUAUCACAUGUGGGGCAACCUUAGACUGCUCGGAUCAAACCUUUUUCAGUACCGUGGAAGAAAAUGAUGCAGAAUGUACUGGGUAAGACGAUGUCAAAUCGCCAUGGUAUAGUCGUUUGUGGAGUAGAUUUGUAGCAAGUGACUAG